Drechmeria coniospora is the source of this 3132-nucleotide messenger RNA. RefSeq names its product C6 transcription factor FacB. The record is from RefSeq and is a predicted model, not a curated record. Bases 1 to 3132 code for a protein of 1043 amino acids. Gene Ontology annotation, biological process: regulation of DNA-templated transcription; DNA-templated transcription. Gene Ontology annotation, molecular function: DNA binding; DNA-binding transcription factor activity, RNA polymerase II-specific; zinc ion binding. Lineage: Eukaryota; Fungi; Ascomycota; Sordariomycetes; Hypocreales; Ophiocordycipitaceae. The transcript is spliced from 5 exons.
AUGCUCCCGUCGUCUCGACGAAAUAAUACUUCCCUCCCCUCCCUUGCCGGCUCCCGCUUCCCUUCCCCUGUCCAUCUCCACAUGCCACGUCCUUUCGACUCCUCACCUUACUUCGACCCCGUCCUGCUCGGCCAAGGUGCAGUGCAUCCUUGUCGUCAUCGCCAACGUCCCCGAACGAGUGAGGUGGAAGACGGACGACAGAGCCAUCGAUCAUCGAAACGCCAGUCGACCCUCGUGCGAGACGGCCUGCGUGGCCCGCCGCCAACUUCGCUCCGCCUCCUCUCCAUCGUCGCCCGACCGGUGCGUGCCCUUGGGACGGAGCUCGUGGUGCCUCGUGCCGCCGCCGCCGCCGCCGCCGCCGACGCCGUUUCGACGACACCCUCCUCUUCCUUUGUUUUUCCUCCUCUUCCGGUCGACGGCCAGCGUCACGACGAGUCCCGCGAGGACGACGCAUCCGUCGCCAUGCCCGGAAUCCUCCCCAUGAAGGUCAUCAAGGUGGGCACCAGCGCCCAGAGUCGAAUCGCCCAAGCCUGCGACCGGUGCCGCAGCAAGAAGAUACGAUGCGACGGCGUCCGCCCGACGUGCUCUCAGUGUGCCAACGUGGGCUUCGAAUGCCGCACCAGCGACAAGCUGAGCCGGCGGGCUUUCCCUCGGGGCUACACCGAAUCCCUCGAGGAGCGUGUCCGCCAGCUCGAGUGCGAGGUCCGAGAGCUCAAGGACCUGCUCGACGAAAAGGACGAAAAGAUUGACAUGCUCUCGGCCGUCCACGGCAGCCACCGCCGCCCGCCCUCCUUCACCUCGUGGUCCAACUCGACCUCGUCCUCGCCCGACGCGUCCAAGGAUGCGCAGCCCGUCGACAAGGAGGAUACCUUUCGCGUCCAGGGCACGCCUCUGCUCCUCGGCGUCGAGAAUUCCGACUCCUACUUCAUGGGCCCGUCGAGCGGACGCUCCAUCAUCACCUCGUUGAAGCGCAAGCUCGAGGAAACCGGCAAGCCUUGCCUCGACUUCAACCCCGACGCCUUCCUCCACGUCCAAGGAUGCCCGCCCCUCGCGACCGCCGACGACGCUGACGGCUCCAUCACCGUCCCGCCUCGUCUCUUCUCCGACCGCUGCGUCAACGUCUUCUUCCAGGAGUGGGCCCCGCUCUUCCCGGCCUUGCACAAGCCGACCUUCCUGCGCGUCUACGAGGAGUUCGCCGCCGACCCCGACAAGGUCAGGUGCGGCUACAAACGCGCCCAGCUCUACCUCGUCUUCAGCAUCGCCGGCCUCUCCUUCGAAUCGCCCGACUACCCGCAGCUGGCGGCCUGCGAGAAGCAGUGGACCGACGCGCUCGAGUCGCUGCAGAUCGAGAGCACCAUGGAUUCGCUCCAGUGCCUCAUCCUCGCCAUGCUCUACUACACCGUCCGCGCCGACAACAAGCGCCUGCAGCACUACAAGUCUGUCGCCGUCGGCUUGUCGCACCGCCUCGGCCUUCACCAGUGCCAGAAGCGCUUCUCCUUGGGCGCCCUGACCCUCGAGACGAGGAAGAAGGUGUUUUGGACCCUCUACACGCUGGACUGCUUCACCGCCGCCACCAUGGGCCUCCCCAAGCUGCUGAGGGAUGAGGACAUCCAGGUCGACUACCCGUCCGACACGGACGACGAGUACAUCACCGAGAAGGGCUUCCAGCCGACGCUGCCGGGCGAGUACACUCGCCUCUCCAGCGCCUUGGCUCUCUUCCGCGCCGCGCGCAUCCUGGCCCGGGUGCUGGAGAAGGUCUAUCCCGUCUCGACCAACGCCGAGCUGUCCCUGCAGCAGAUGGCCGCCUUUGAACGCGAGCUCGACGAAUGGUACGCCGAGCUGCCGAAUCACCUGCGCCUCAACUUUGUCCAGGACAAGCCCUCUACCGACGUCACCGGUAGCCGCUCGCCCCUGCUGGCCUUGGCCUACUACUACAUACGCACCCUCAUCUACCGCCCCGUCGUCGGCUCGUCCCUCGACCACAAGUCCGCCCAACCCUUGCUCUCGAUUUCCGAGUCGAGCAAGCACAUGAUCCAAAUCAGCCAGCUUCUCGAGGAGCGAGGCAUGAGCUUCUCGUUUUGCGUCAACAAGUUUGACCUCCUCGCCGUCUGCGGAAUCACCCUGCUCUACCAGGUGGUGGACCUGAAGCACGACAGCAAGCUGACGCGGGACUCGGAGCGCCUCGUCAACGGCGUCAUGGCGACGCUCGCCAAGGCCAAGGCCCCCGGCUUCGUCGACCUGACACGCGUCGCCCGGACCCUCAUCUCCGUCGACGAGCAGAACGGAGCCGGAGCCGAGCCGGAGCCGAGCUCUGGCUACGCGGGGCCCGACCGGCAGCGGUCCUCGCCGCCGUCGAGGGGCCAGCAGGCGACGGCGGGCCACCCGCUGAGCCGGCUGCAUCACAACACGGCGAGCGAGGGCGAGCUCCAGCGGCGGCAGGACAGGAUGCGACGAACGACGAUGCCCGACGUCGCGGUCCGAGGGCCCGACUUGUACCGCUCGCAAUCCCGGCAGUCCUUUGACAGCCUCGCUUCGGACGGCGUCGUGAGCCAUCAGAGCUACUGCAUGCACAUGGCGCAGCCGCAGGGCGCUGUCGCCGCCGACGAUUGCGCGUGCCGCGUGAUGCCCAACCUCGACUACCUCUCCCUCGGCACCACUCCUGCCGAGACGCAGUCGUCCCCGUCGGCGGGAAGCUUCACGCAGAUGCAGACGCCCGCGUCGGCGUCGGGGAUGUCGACGCAGCUGCUGCCUCCCGAGGGCGGUGCCGGAAAGAUGACGGCCUUUUCGCCAGCCGAGUGGGAGACGUUGCUGGGAGCCAUGGACGGAGGGCUCAACAACGUGUACGACGCCAUCUACGGCGGGACGAGCCUCGUCGGCGACGCGCCCGUCGCCGCCUGCGGGAACGGCAACGAGUGGUCACCAGACGCCUGGGACCUGAGCGGCUUCAACAUUGCCGACUUUGGCGGCAACCCGGGUGCGGCCCAGAGCGUGCUGAGCGACGAGAGCUUGAGCUCGGGCGAGGAGAUGGCGCCGUCGGAGCUCGGCCUGAGCGUCGGGAGCGCCGACCUCGGGAACCUGGCCAACGCGAGAAGCGGCCGUGACAACUACGUCACCGAGGUGUUUUCUCUAUGA